CAUCUGCUAACAUGUCAACUGUAACUGCACCUGUGCUUUCAUUGAUAACCCUUGUCUGCUGGGCACACUGUAGCCAUUCUGUGCAGGAUGAUCUGGCGCCGGUUGAAGUGGAUUUUCGUUCUUUGGAUUACAGAAAUGUCUUAUACUGGAAACAACCACAUAAGGCUGGCCAACACAAGAAGUAUUUUGUUCAGCAUAAAGUAUAUGGCGAUAAGGAGUGGACAAAUACUGAACACUGCCAAGGUAUCCAAUUGCUCCAAUGUGACCUGAGCCAAGAGACAUCAGAUCCUAGAGAGUGGUACUACGCCAGGGUCCGUUCCCUCUCUGCUGAGGGCUACUCAUCGUGGGUCAUCAGCCCCAGGUUUCACCCUCACUGGGAUACCAGCAUUAGCCCACCCCAGUUAAAGGCAACUGUGACAGGACUGACCAUUAUGGUUCAGAUCAGACCUCCCAGGACACCAUUGCGAGGACCAAAGGGCACUAGAUUACGAGUGACAAAACUACAGAAACUGACGUUCAGGAUAUAUCUAAUGCACAAUGAUGUAGAAGAGGAGGUCCUUGAAACAGACAGUUGCUCCAAAGAGCUUGAGAUCCCUGGGCUGCAUCCAAAAACAACCUACUGCCUACAGGCUGUGUCCAUUAUCCCUCGCUCAGGCCGCAAAAGCACACGGAGUCCCAGCCUCUGCAUCAGCACGAAUUGAGGGUUUGGUGUCUCCCUCAGGUUGUGGAUGCUUCUGGACCUUUGUUAAACAUGAAAAUGAUGCACAUGCACACACUACAUGGUGGAAUGCCUGCAAAUUCUCACAAAGGUCACAUUUACAAGACCAUAUUUACAAGGCUUGGCCUUUACUAACUUAUGUUACAGCUGAAGCAUGCACCCUUACAAGAAAACUACAUGAAUUUCACACACUUGGCACGUGAUAACAUGUCCACGUGUCACCACACUUAACCUGUGAUUUAAAGGGAAUGUACAAGGGAUUCACACAAAACUAUUUCAAAACCACAAGUUUUUGUAAAUAUGAAAUUCCUGUGACUUUUCUGUAAGUAUCAUUUCCGUCCAAAAGGAAUUGCUACAAAAAUGUUUGUUUUUUAAAAAGGUUUCCUUAAAGGGAUAGUUCCCC
Triplophysa rosa is the source of this 1121-nucleotide messenger RNA. It is a transcript of the gene il22ra2, whose product is annotated as interleukin 22 receptor, alpha 2. The record is from RefSeq and is a predicted model, not a curated record. Lineage: Eukaryota; Metazoa; Chordata; Actinopteri; Cypriniformes; Nemacheilidae. Gene Ontology annotation, molecular function: protein binding. The transcript has 6 exons. The coding region runs from base 12 to 701 and encodes 229 amino acids.